Molecule: messenger RNA, 1964 nt
Organism: Motacilla alba alba
Lineage: Eukaryota; Metazoa; Chordata; Aves; Passeriformes; Motacillidae
Gene: MIXL1
Product: Mix paired-like homeobox
Exons: 2
Coding region: 624-1328 (234 amino acids)
Biological process (GO): endoderm formation; regulation of transcription by RNA polymerase II; hematopoietic progenitor cell differentiation
Molecular function (GO): DNA-binding transcription activator activity, RNA polymerase II-specific; RNA polymerase II cis-regulatory region sequence-specific DNA binding
Source: RefSeq, a predicted model, not a curated record
UGCAUCUUAAAAAGAAAGAGAUGUUUUUGCAGCAGCAGCAAGCUGUACACCUCCUGCACAGCUGGCAGCAAAGCGCUGGAAGUGGAGCAGCCGCGACCACGGGAAGAGAUAACUUCUGUUUGUUUUAUGUCUCACACCAUGCACGAUCCGUUACUUGCCAAAGCAGUCAGCUGCUCGGGAGCAUCUACCUCCACACCAAUAGCUGGAGGGAGUGAACUCCAUAACCCGGCCAGCCUAGACAUUGUAUUAGAAAUAACCCAGCCGCUGCUCCGGUCCUCUCCGAGUUGCCAAACUCCCAACACCCAGUUGUUUUGCGUGCGGAUGCAAAGCCCGCUCCCUUCUCCCUCCUGCUGUCUAUCUUUCGGCCGGGGAGUCGAGGGCUGCCACCAUCACCCAGCCCCGUCAGGCACGCAUGGGGCAUCACUGACUCCUCUGGGCUGGGCGAGGCGGGGGCCGCCCCAGCCGGGCACCCCGCCGGCAGCCUGGGGCGCGGGGCCCGGCGGGGUGCCCGGAGCUCGCCUUCCCGCGGGGCCGUGCCGCCCCCUCGAACCCCCGCCCCUGCCGAGCCCCCUCCCCGGCUAUAAAGCGCGGCUGGCCGUCCGGGCCCCCUCCUCGCCGCUGCCAUGGCCGCGCUGCGCUUCGGGGAGCCCCCGGCGGAGCCGCCCGCCUUCCCCGCGGGCAGGUGGGCGGGGGGCGGCGGGCCCGGCCCGGCCUCGCCCGCCCUCAGGGCGCUUCCCCCGGCGGAGCCGUCGGAGGGGGCGCCGGCGGCCUCGCAGCGUCGGAAGCGGACGAGCUUCACGGCGGCGCAGCUGGAGACGCUGGAGCUGGUUUUCCAGGACACCAUGUACCCGGACAUCUACCUGCGGGAGAAACUGGCCGACGCCACGCAGAUCCCCGAGUCCCGCAUCCAGGUGUGGUUCCAGAACCGCCGCGCCAAGUCCCGCCGCCAGCGGGGCCCGCCCCGCCCCGGCCCCGCCGCGCCGCCGCCGGGCUGCCCGCGGCCGCCCCGCUUCGCCGCCCUGCGCGCCCCGGAGCGGCCCCGCUGCGCCCUCUCCGCGGUGGCCCGGACGGAGAGCGGCUCGGCCCCCUACGCGUGGCCGCCGGCCGCCGGCUUCCCCCCCGGCCCCGGCUUCGAGGGCUUCCCGCACGGGCAGCCCGGCGGGGCCGAGCCCGGCCCGUUCGCGGGGAGCGCCGCCGGCCCCUUCCCGCCGGCCCGCGGCUUCUGCGGGCAGUACUCGCCCGUGUCGGACGCCGAGGACACCAGCGGCUACUCGGAGUCGGGCUCGGAGUGGGAGGAGAACGCGCUCGGCGCCUUCCGCGCCCUCUGAGCGCCGCCGCGGCGGGACGCGGCCCGGGCGGGGCACGGGGUGAAGCCCUGCCGCCGGAGCCCGGCCCGCGGUGCGCUGCUCGGGCGGGGAGCAGUCACACACCGCGCUACCUCACUGCUGCUCUGCCACUGUGUUGCACUUUAUCCGGUAGUGACCGAUUGUACCUAUUUAUUUAAGAAAGAUACGGGUCGGCUCCAUCAGCUGAGGGCAUCUUUUUACACUGUAUUUAAAGCUUUUUUUUGUAUCAUGUUUAGUGUAUCUAUUUAACCUUCUUUAGCCAAGAAAAAGCUAACCCAAAUCCACUGUGUUUUGGGGGUGGGGGCUGGUCUUAAAAAAGAGUGAUGGUCUGUCGGGGUUUUUUGACCAAGGAAACAAAAUAAAGGUUUAUGUUUUUGAUCUGCUUGUGUGUGUACCUGGAGCACGGGCAAGGUUUCUUACCUUGGCUGAUGGUGGGGUAGAGUAGUGAUAGAUAUCCCAGCUGCAGGUUCUCCUCCCAGGUCCUGGAAAGCUACGGCUGCAGUUCAGAUGUUGAUAAGAGACCUAAGGGGCCCGAAGGACAGGUUAAGGAAACUGCCUUAAACUUUCUCAGUAUUUGUCUUAAAUCUGCCCUAAACAAACACCCCCAUUCCUAAAUGA